Diaporthe batatas is the source of this 870-nucleotide messenger RNA. RefSeq lists its product as uncharacterized. Lineage: Eukaryota; Fungi; Ascomycota; Sordariomycetes; Diaporthales; Diaporthaceae. The coding region runs from base 1 to 870 and encodes 289 amino acids. The record is from RefSeq and is a predicted model, not a curated record. The transcript has a single exon.
AUGGGUGCAGCUCUCUCACUUUUUUCACUACUUCGUGCUUCGAUUGCACAUCAGUUAGCUAGAGGUGACAAGAGGCCUACUACAGCUGGAGCUGCUGUAUAUAGCCCUCUGUUCCUAAACCUCGUCUAUGACGGGCUUGUGCUUGGCCUGUACUGUACCUACGUCUGGCGCUGUCCGGCCACAGUCUUGCAAAAUCUGUAUAACACUCUCGUUGCAGAAAUACAGAACUGCCUCGAAGAGAAAGAAUCUUUGGUGGGGUCAGACAGCCCGGCCGCCAACACGAGAAUUCUGGACGUCGGCGUGGGCACAGGUUAUUUCUUAGCCUCAACGCCAUUACCCGAAAACACCUCAGUCACUCUCUUUGACCUCAAUCCGGCGUGUCUUGAGGCGGCAUCUCUUAGAUGCAAAGAAUCACAUGCCGGGCUCUAUGACCUCGAAAUCAAAACAGUUUGCGGCGAUUUCCUUGCCCCUGCGGAUGACCCAAAUUCUAUUCACCAAAAAUUAGUCAACAAUCAGCAACAACGACGCUUCGACGUUAUCAUGACCUCCUUCCUACUUCACUGUGUCCCUGGUCCGCCUCAGCGCAAAGCCAGGGCACUGGCAAGUCUCUCGAGACUUGUCGAUCCGCAAUCUGGAGUACUGGCCGGGGCAACUAUCUUGGGUGAUCGCGCGGAAGAUGUGCGGCACAAUAUUCCUGGGCGUUUCAUAAUGUUUUGGCAUAACGCCUUAGGAAUGUUCGACAACCGAGAAGAUGAUGCUAUGAGUUUGGUUGGUGCCUUGCGUGAUCAAUUUCACGACGUCAAAUGGGAGAUUGUUGGAACAGUCCUUGUGUUCCAAGCGCGUCUACCCAAGGGAGACCAAGAUAGUUAA